AUGCCUGAAAGAAAACAGAACUUGAACGUUGGAGUCAUUGGUGGCGGAAUCGCUGGUCUCACAGCGGCCAUCAGCCUUCGCAAAUUUGGCCACGAGGUGACAAUAUAUGAGAGAUAUCACUAUGCAGGGGAAGUUGGUGCAAGUUUAUCCUGUGCUUCCAACGGAGGAAGGCUGCUUAGGGAGCUUGGGGUGCCUUUGCUGGAGACCAAACCGGUGAUUUUGAAGAAGUUGAUAAAACGUCAGUUUGAUAACGGUGAGAUCACUGGGGUCUAUGACCUCGGCGACUACGAAGAGUCUUUUGGAGUGCCUUACUACAAUCUUCAUAGAAUCGACAUCCACGACUUGCUUCUCAAGUGUGCCUUGGAUGAAAAUGGAGAGGGAAUUCCUUGCAAGCUUCUAGUUGAUCACAAAGCGCUGAACGUUGACGCAGAAUCUGGAAAGAUAACUUUCGAGAACGGUCACGAGGCGACGCACGAUCUGAUUGUUGCUGCUGACGGAAUCCGAUCACUCACUCGUGAACAGAUUGGUAACCCGCCAGAUUUCAAACCCUCGACCUCCUGUUGCUUUAGAUGCUUGUUUGACACAAAGGAGGUGGUGGCCAAGGGUCUCACCGAUUUUUCUAAAAACGAGGCUAUUGAAUAUUGGUGGAGAGGGACUCCAGGAUCUUCUGGAAUUGACAAAAUCGUCAUGUCUCCCUGUAAAGGCGGCGAAGUGGUUUCCUGCUACUGUUUCUAUCCAGCAGUGAAAAACGACCUUCGUAUGGGUGGCUGGAAUGACGAAGCUUCUGUUGAAGAGCUGUGUGGCACAUUUCCUGAUCUGGACUCAAAAGUGCUGGAUCUAUUCAAAAUUGCUUACGAUAUCAAGCAAUGGAGACUGUAUGUUCAUCAGCCUUAUGAACACUGGCAAAAGGGCAAGGUUGUGAUGAUGGGAGAUGCAAUUCACCCAAUGAUGCCCGACCAGUCUCUUGGUGCCGUCACGGCCAUUGAAGAUGCUUUUGCUAUUGGCUACAUCUUUAGCGACCGUUUCAAGUUUUCGGUGCCAGACGGUCUCAAGUUGUAUGAAAAAGUUCGCAAACCUCGUGCUACCAGGAUCCAGGCCGCUUCUUUGAGAGCGCGGGAAAAUUUGAACGAGCGUAUUGGGUGGUCCAGCAAGGAUAAUGACCGGCCUGACAAGCUGACCAUUACUGAGAUUUGCGGCUACGAUAUCAAAGCCGAUAUCGAAGAGCAAGCAAAACAAAUGGGAAUUUUAUAG
Ogataea parapolymorpha DL-1 is the source of this 1251-nucleotide messenger RNA. Its product is annotated as Salicylate hydroxylase (Salicylate 1-monooxygenase). Gene Ontology annotation, molecular function: FAD binding; monooxygenase activity. The transcript has a single exon. Lineage: Eukaryota; Fungi; Ascomycota; Pichiomycetes; Pichiales; Pichiaceae. The record is from RefSeq and is a predicted model, not a curated record. The coding region runs from base 1 to 1251 and encodes 416 amino acids.